AUGGAAACAAAAAACCGUCAAGAUGCCGUCCAUUCCCGUAUCCAACAUCUACAAAGUUCCAAUGCAGCACUUUUGGCAGAGAAUGAAUUGUUUGAAAGUUUUAUAAGACGCAUGGAACAACAGGACCCCUUGACCCAGCCUGUGGGUCUGCAAGUAGCUGGAAAAUCCCAUCUGGAGCACAGUGGUCAAAGUGGGAACCAGACAAAUCAGGACAGCUUGAGUGCCGGCGUUCUGCAGCUGACCUUGAGACAGAAACUAUGCGUAGCACAAAGGGAAACAGCAGAGAUGAUAAGAGACCAGCAGAAAGACAAGGAAGAGUCUGAGAAAAUUCUGGAAAACUACAAAGUCUCUCUCAAAGAACUUGAUCUGCAGCGAGCAGACAUUCGCAAGGAGAAGAACAACUUUGAUUGUAGAUCACUAAAAGCAAUAAAGAUCUCAGAAAUUAAGGAACUACAAAAGGUGCUCCAGUAUAUGCGAAGUAAGCAGGCCACCCAGUGUGAUAAACUGAAACUAAAGAUCCAAGGCUUGAAGGCACGGGAGGAGAAGCUCCAGCUGCGGCUACAGGAGAAAAAAGAACAGGCAAAAACAGGACUGGAGGAGAUUUUCUUGGACUGCAGUGAGCCCGCAGUCGACCUCGAAGAACUGAGAGUCAAACAUUUGCAAGCUCAGUGCACCCUAAGAUCUCAAAAGGAGAAGCUUCAACGCGUGACAGUAGAGUCCACACAGCUGGGCAGGGACAUCACUAAAACAAAGGCGAUGCUCGAGAAUAUUGAAGGCGGCCUAUUACGUGUUGAAGAGGUGCGUUCAAAGGCCGAGACCCAGAACAAACAGCUGCACCGCCAGAUGUCCACCUACCAGGCACCCGAUGUGACGCAAUAUAUGCACGUCAAGGACAACCACAAGCAGCUGCAGCAGAGCGUAUACACUUGGCAGAGGAAGGUUGCGAUAGCUGAGAUGACCUUCAAGUCAAAAUCCUGGAGCAAUCAUGGGGACUUUCCAAAUCCAGUCAAGCUGCCAUGCAUUGCACAUGGCAAAGCAUAAAGUAUUUAUCAACUUGUCCCCUGAAUAGUAGCUCGGUCUCUAACUAUUUCAGAUCGUGCAAGUAGAUAUUGAAUGAAUCAAACAGCAAGUUUUAUACCACAAAAGCAGCCUCGGGUUGACAAUUUCAUUUAUUAGGAAGAAACCUUUUGAGCUUUUUAAGCCAUUAAGCACGAGUGUUAUGCUAUUACAUGACUUUACUAUGUUUACAUCAAUGAUGAGUUACUGAGCCGCUCAAUUGGAAUCAUUUUCUUUUUGAACCCUCGGGCAUGCCGUUAACACACGUCUUUGUGUGGCCACUGAAUGAAUACAUGAAUUUUCAGAAACUUCUUUAAAGGCACUUUCACAAAUUCACAUUGUCAUUACAUUGUGACA
Corythoichthys intestinalis (scribbled pipefish) is the source of this 1413-nucleotide messenger RNA. It is a transcript of the gene cfap263, whose product is annotated as cilia and flagella associated protein 263. The transcript has 9 exons. The record is from RefSeq and is a predicted model, not a curated record. Gene Ontology annotation, biological process: cilium assembly. Bases 1 to 1041 code for a protein of 346 amino acids. Lineage: Eukaryota; Metazoa; Chordata; Actinopteri; Syngnathiformes; Syngnathidae. Gene Ontology annotation, cellular component: ciliary basal body; axoneme.